Molecule: messenger RNA, 207 nt
Organism: Suillus fuscotomentosus
Lineage: Eukaryota; Fungi; Basidiomycota; Agaricomycetes; Boletales; Suillaceae
Exons: 2
Coding region: 1-207 (68 amino acids)
Source: RefSeq, a predicted model, not a curated record
AUGGUCCACGGCUCUAGUGUGACGACUGAGCAGGACGAACAUCCCAUGGUCUUGGGCCUCACUGCUAGCCCUAUGUUCGGUGGCAAUCCUACUGCAGCCUUCCGGAAGUUGGAAGCCAACCUCGACUGCGUUAUUCAUAGUCCUCGAGCCAAUCGGGAUGAGCUCUUGACUCAUGUCCACUGUCCGAUCUUCCGACAUGUGUGCUAA